Messenger RNA from Pygocentrus nattereri (red-bellied piranha), 2978 nucleotides. Its product is annotated as complement component C1q receptor. Gene Ontology annotation, molecular function: calcium ion binding. The transcript has a single exon. The record is from RefSeq and is a predicted model, not a curated record. The coding region runs from base 288 to 1943 and encodes 551 amino acids. Gene Ontology annotation, biological process: positive regulation of axonogenesis. Gene Ontology annotation, cellular component: cytoplasm. NCBI's taxonomy places the organism in Eukaryota, Metazoa, Chordata, Actinopteri, Characiformes, Serrasalmidae.
GGGUGGUCUGGACAAUUGUUUGUUGAUUUUUUUUUGCGUCAAUACAGGAACUCUGAGGCAGAGACCAAGAAGCCCGCCGCUAAUUCUUGUUCCCGCUUAGGUUUCUCUACCAAACAGGAUGCGACUGUUUGUUCCAGGCGAAGUGACUGCUUGAACAAACUGUCCUGUUGGAUUAUAGAGUUGAGAAGAAUUUUCUCAGCUCAGACUGAGAAGAUGAACUGAUAGUUUCUGUAUCUAUAUAGCUAGACGGAGAAAAAAGGACGAAAGGAGAAAGGGCGUUCGGGACGAUGCGCGCGCUGCUCCUCGCGCUCUCCGCGCUUGUGGCGGCGUGGCAGGCGGCGGGCCAGGCGGCCAUCUGGUGCACGGAGCGAGCCUGCUACACCCUGCACGACAAGAGGACGCCGUUCGAGGCCGCUUACACGGUCUGCUACAAAAACGGCGGCUACCUGCUUACGAUGAAAGACGAGAAGGAGGCGGAGGACGUAAGGAUCGUGCUCGAGCUGGCCAACGAUGCUGGGCUGUUCACGAGCGGCGAAGAGAGGCUGUGGAUCGGCCUGAAGCUCAAUAGGAGCAACUGCGUGCUGAACGGAGAGCCUUUGCGCGGUUUCCACUGGGUGCCGGACACGGCGGACUCGGGCACGUUCACUAACUGGGGCCGCCAGCCGCAUAGCACGUGCACGGAGGAGCGGUGCGUGUCGCUGCAAGCUGCCGCGGCCGGCUCUGAGCGCCUCCGCUGGAUAGAUGGCUCGUGCAAGGUGGGCGCGCUCUACGCCUGUCGCUUCCAGUUCAAAGGCAUGUGCAAGCCGCUAACACUCGCGGGACCCGGGGAGGUCACGUACACUGUCCAUUUCUCGAACGUCCCUCUAAACCAGAGCGUGAACAGGCUGCCCCACUCCACGCACGCCGACAUCAGCUGCGCGAGCUCCGGGGAGAAGCAUUACUCAUUCUGCACCGACGCAGCCGCGGGAGGGGGCUUCGCUUGGUACCCUGCGAAACCUUUCUGCGAGUCGGGCGAGCGCAGUUGCGCGUUCCAAAACGGAGGCUGCAGCCACGUGUGCUCGGAGGACCGAGCUGGAGACGUUCGCUGCGCAUGCAAGGAGGGCUACCACUUGGGCAAGGACGAGUUCACGUGCAUUCCGAAGAACGCGUGCCAGAACGCGCCCUGCGAGCACGAGUGCGUGGUCGAGGAAGCCAGUUUCGCGUGCAAGUGCAGAAAAGGCUAUCGGCUCGCGCAGAAUUGGUUUGGUUGCGUGGAUGAGGAUGAAUGUGAACAGGGCGUUUGCGGCGGCCACACGUGCCGCAACAAGCCGGGCAGUUACGAGUGCGAGUGUAAGAAAGGGUUCAGAAAGGACGACACAGGCGCGUGCCAUGAUAUCGACGAGUGCGCGGAGAGCGCGUGCAGAGAGCCCGCCGGGUGCCUCAAUUCGCAGGGCUCGUUCUCGUGCUACUGCUCUGCGGGGUUCCGGCAGGCAGAGAGUGGGGAGUGCGUGGAUGUGGAUGAGUGUGUCAGCCGGCCGUGUGAGGAUAUCUGCACGAACACGGAGGGCAGCUACAAGUGCUCUUGUCGCGAGAACUUCCGACUGUCUGAAAACGGCAUCAGCUGCGUCCAGGUCAUCGUAGCGAGCCCUCACACUACAGCUUCAAAUGACGCACUUGAUCGGUCAACCGCGGCUAUCACGGUCACUCCACUGUUCAGCAGCGAGGACAGCAGUACUGCGUCAGCGGGCACUGAGCGCAUGGAGAGCUCGGCCAGGUCGCCGGUGCUGGUGUGGGUGCUGGGCUCAGUUAUUCCUCUGCUGCUUCUAGUCGCGCUCACGACUGUCGUCGCCGUCCUUCGCUGUAAUCGCGCGCGCAAAGCCGCGAAGAAGAAAAGCGCCACCGCGGACAGUUACUGCUGGGUCUCCUCCGGCUUCCAGGCUCAGCCAGACACUCAACCGCGCUGAGUUCCUUAAAGGGGAAUCCCAACGAUUUUUCCAUAAUUCAGCACAAGUCAUUCAGAGUGGUUUGACGUGAUUCACUGAUUCAUGAUUCGUUGUAGAGAAAUUCACAGAUUCAUGAUUCACUGUUAUUUGCAUGAUGAAAUGGUUCUUCAGACUGAUGGAAGAUGUGUUUUUGAAUAGAGUUCUGUAUGGCACCACAAAGGUUCUUCUGUUGUUACAAGCUCAACAUCCUAACGAUGGCAGACUGGUGCGACGUAGAACCAUUUUCUUUACUGAAGGACCCUUGAAGAACCUUCUUUCUUAAGAGAAUGUAAUGUUGAUAAUAGGAAAGUAAUUGAAAAUCUUAAAACACCCCUUUCCUUUGAGAACUAUUUUGCCUUACAACAACCUGCAUGAACUUCUGCACCGUGAAUGAAUCUCAAAAGUUUAUUGUAAAACAAUGGCAUCUGGAAACAUAUUCAUUAUUAUUUUGUGUAAUAACUGUCUAAGAGGAAUAAUUUAGAGGCAUUAAAUGCUUUGGAUGUCUAGUUCCUAUUACCACCACUGUGAAUACUUCUGACUCGGGAACUUCUCAAAAAUGAAACAUUUCACACCAAAGACUUCGUUUACAUCUCAACGACUAAAUUAUGUGGAACUGUUGAAAAAGUGGAAUUCCCAUUUAACACUCUAAAACGCAAGGUUCCCAAUGGUUCUGGGCCUGGAUGUACGAUUUAGUGCUGUUAACCUUGCAGUAUGUGGAGUUCUUUAAUAAAGUUUUCACACACAUCUUAAUGUAAAAAAUGACUGGAAACAUCUAUUGAAGGGCCAUUAAAGGGACCAAAAGUGGUUGUUCUAUGGCAUUGCUUCAGAGAACCUGUUUUAAACCCUUUAUUUUUAAGACUACCAGGUUGAUGUUAAUGUGAAUUCCUGUAACCCAGCAAAAACUCCACUGUUGUUUGAUUCUGAUGGGUGUCAUUAUAAUUUUAUCAUUAAUGUUAUUGUUGUGAUAAUGUUAUAUAUUUGACUACUGAUGUAAGUAAAUCUUUUUUACAUUACCAA